UUCAAAAUGUGAUGACCCGUUUGUAUAAAAAAAUGGGAAUAUGUUUUUUUUAACUGCGCUUACUUUUCUGUGCUGGCAACCUUUUAGAGGAAACGGAGAAAACAGCUGUUUGGUUGUUGUUAUUUAUGCGUGUGUAGACAGGCGCGACGCGUUGCUUUACAAAUUGUUCUAGAACGCUUUGUGUUUGGUCAGUUAUUUUUCUUUCUGAUUUUUUAAGCAAAAAUACGUUUAAAAUGUUUGGAUCCAUAAUUUCUGGUCGUUUGCCGCAAACUGACUUCACACCCGUGGAUGAAAAUAAGGUUGUUAUAAAUGUGCCGGAUAUAGAUCAUGUGAACUAUAUUGUGGUAUUUCUGACUGGUUUGACAGCACUUCCAGAGGGAACGGCAGCUGCGGUAUACUUCAGCUGGCCUGAUGCAAAUUCAGCUCCAACAUGGCAGUACUUAGGUCACAUCUCCAACGCUAAGCCAUCAGCGAUCUUCAAAAUAUCACAGCUGAAGAAAAGUCAUGAGCUAGAGGCGGCGGAGCAUGGCAUGAUUUUCGGAGCACAAGAAAUUUCACAUACUGCGCAAAUUGGUAUAUCCGUGGAGCCGGAACUUACGGUUGCUCAGCUGACGCCGGCAGUGCAAAACGCAGAUGAAAAUCUACAAUUUAGCCAAAAAAUGUUGGAAAAUUUUUUCAACUACGCGUCCAGUUUUACAGUAACUCCGCAACAAAUUCCGCCUCUGAGUAGUGAAGCAUUCGUACCUCUGUCCACAUUGCAAAAUUGGUACACAAACUUUCAGCGACGUAUGGCUCAAAACCCAAACUUCUGGAAGUAUUGAUUCGAUUUCAAUUUACGUCCGCUCAAAAAUUUUUUCAAAGCACGCACUUCGGCUAUAUUUUCAAAAUAACGCAGGUAUCGAAAAUACCGAUAAAAAAUCGAGCAUUUAUCUAACAAGGCGGUGCUUGUAUUUGUAAAAUAGAAAAAAUAAUAUUGAAAAGAACCCGCAUGAAAGUUUUACUAUUUAAAUUUUAAAUUUGUAAAUUUAGAUUUUUAUAAGUUUGAAGAGUUUUACAAAUAAAAUGUUAAUUUAAUA
Messenger RNA from Anastrepha ludens (Mexican fruit fly), 1076 nucleotides. RefSeq names its product protein OPI10 homolog. The record is from RefSeq and is a predicted model, not a curated record. The transcript has 3 exons. Lineage: Eukaryota; Metazoa; Arthropoda; Insecta; Diptera; Tephritidae. Gene Ontology annotation, biological process: protein import into nucleus. Gene Ontology annotation, molecular function: nuclear import signal receptor activity; Hsp70 protein binding. Bases 234 to 821 code for a protein of 195 amino acids. Gene Ontology annotation, cellular component: nucleus; cytosol.